AUGUCUUUAAAUUACAUCAAGAACUUCUAUGAAGGAUGUCUCAGGCCUCCAACAGUGAUUGGUCAGUUCCAUACCCUUUUCUUUGGCUCAGUUCGAAUGUUUUUCCUUGGCGUUUUGGGCUUUGCAGUUUAUGGAAAUGAGGCCUUGCACUUCAGCUGUGAGCCAGACAAGAGGGAGGUUAAUCUCUUCUGUUACAACCAGUUCAGGCCCAUAACUCCUCAGGUAUUCUGGGCAUUACAGCUAGUGACGGUUCUGGUACCUGGAGCAGUGUUUCAUCUUUAUGCUGCAUGUAGAAACAUCGAUCAGGAAGAUAUCCUCCAAAAGCCCACCUAUACUGUUUUUUAUAUCCUCUCUGUUCUGUUAAGGAUUGUCCUUGAAGUUGUGGCUUUUUGGCUUCAGAGUCAUCUCUUUGGCUUCCAAGUGAACCCACUCUACAGGUGUGAUGCAGGAGCCCUUGACAAAAAGUUUAAUAUUACCAGAUGCAUGGUGCCAGAACACUUUGAAAAGACAAUUUUCCUCAUUGCUAUGUACACUUUUACUGUGAUUACAGUGGUGUUGUGUGUUGCUGAGAUUUUUGAGAUCUUAUGUAGGAGGCUGGGUUUUUUAAAUAAUCAGUGACCCUGUUGUCAUAUUGAAUUACUCCUAUUUAUGUGCUAUCUGUUCUGACAGUUGUGUGUGGUGGGUUUUUUAUGUACAAUGGAGAUCUCAGUGUGAAACAAAAACCACUUUUUGUACACCUCUGCAAUUUUGUAUAGGAACUUCCCUUACAUGCGCUUUUUUGUAUAUUACUGUUGUCAAAUACAUAACUAAGGGCCAGAUCCAAAAGACAUUUACUCGUGUGAAUAAUCCUUACUUACAUGUAUAGACUGAAGUGAAUGAAACGACACAUGUGAAUGAAUGCCACUUCAAUGCCAUUUAAAGCAAUUUGGUGAGGGAUUGGGAGAAUUUUU
Messenger RNA from Trachemys scripta elegans, 950 nucleotides. RefSeq names its product gap junction protein epsilon 1 (gene GJE1). Gene Ontology annotation, cellular component: connexin complex. Bases 1 to 618 code for a protein of 205 amino acids. NCBI's taxonomy places the organism in Eukaryota, Metazoa, Chordata, Testudines, Emydidae. Gene Ontology annotation, biological process: cell communication. The transcript has 3 exons. The record is from RefSeq and is a predicted model, not a curated record.